AAUAAUAACCGCAAAAAGGCACGGACUAAUUUGAUAAGACAUACAAUGCAAAAUUAACCUAUAUAAGGCUGAAUUUAAAAGCACUGGGUCACAAUUUGCAUUUUUAAAAGCAAAGCAACCAAGUUCAAAGACCAUGAGUGGCUGUACAGAAGAAAUUACUUUUGCAAAAACCAAGGAGACCACGAGGAUCGCGAUCAUCGGAGCUGGAGUCUCAGGAAUUGCGACUGCCACUAGGUUGCUGGAGCAGGGAUUUAAGAACAUCACACUUUUCGAGUCGGAGGAUCGCAUCGGAGGACGCAUUAACACGAUCCCCUUUGCAAAUAACGUUAUCGAUCUGGGAGCUCAAUGGUGUCACGGGGAACAGGGAAACGUGGUCUUCGAGAAGGUUAAGGACCUGGAUGUCCUUGAUAGGUCAAAUGACUAUGGCUUUCACUUUGUGCGCUCCAACAAGGAAAUCCUUUCCGAUGAUCAAGCCAAGGCUAUUAAGAAAUUUCUGCUGGAAUAUGAAAUAACACCCGAUUGUGAGGGAUCCGUAGGCGAUGACUUGAGCCAAAGCUAUUGGAAGGAGGUGGACCAGCAGUUGGUUGCCAACGAAAAGACCAUUGCCAAGGAGGCACUGGACUGCAUGAAGAAGCACCUCUGCAGUGAGGAAGCCUGCGAUCAUCUGUACGAACUAUCGCCUCGAAACUUCUCGAAUUUUGACGCUAGCGACGGCGAUCAGAAUCUCAGUUGGCGACAAAAGGGCUACUGGAAGUUCUUGAGUCUUUUGCUGAACGCCAGCGAGGAUCAUCCCGGUGAUCAGGGACUUUUAAAGGGACAUGUGCACCUCAACAAGCGCAUUACCGAGAUUAAUUGGGCAGGAGACGGUGAACUGACCCUACGCACAUGGAACGGUCAGAUAGUCUCGGUGGAUCACGUCAUCUGCACCGUCUCCCUGGGAGUUCUUAGGGCAAAGUACCAGAAGCUCUUCGUGCCAGCUCUUCCGGCUGCCAAAGUGAGGUCCAUUGAGGGUCUCAGGCUGGGCACCGUCAACAAGUUCAUCUUGGAGUUCGAGGAGCAGCCAAUGCCGGAGCACAUGAGAAGCUUCGCCUGCCUGUGGCUGGAGGCCGACCUCAAGGAGCUGCGAGGCGGCAAAUACUUCUGGCUGGAGGGCAUCGUUGGCUUCCAUCGCGUGGCGAGUCAACCGCUUCUGAUGGAGGGCUGGAUCAUCGGGGCCCAUGCCCGGUAUAUGGAAACCCUGCGAGAGAAAAACGUUCUCGAAGGCCUGCAAUGGUUCUUCAGAAAGUUCCUCACAUUCAGCGUGCCCCAUCCCAAACACUUUUUGCGCACUCAGUGGCACUCCAAUCCGAACUUUCGGGGCAGCUAUAGUUUCUACCCCACAUAUGCUGAUGAACUGCGCACGGGACGUACGGAUUUGGGUUCCCCAUUGAUGAAUGUCUCUGGAAGACCCAGGAUUCAGUUCGCCGGAGAGGCUACGAGCCGGAAUCACUUCGCCACGGUACAUGGAGCCACUGAGACCGGAUGGCGCGAGGCCGAUCGUCUCAAUGAAUUCUACAAGGGACGAGCCGAAAACUAAAAUAAUGACUAUAAGGACUACACAAUUCAAGCUCUACAAAAAAUUCAGAGACAGAAAAAAAAUCUCGAAACCUAUUUUAAAAUAGUUUGAUUCUUUAUAAGCCACAAAUUUUUGGAUGGCUAGACAAUUUAGCCGCAAUUUCCCAAAAGAAAAAUAAGCUUGGUUCUUCGUUAU
Drosophila gunungcola (fruit fly) is the source of this 1750-nucleotide messenger RNA. Its product is annotated as spermine oxidase. Gene Ontology annotation, molecular function: polyamine oxidase activity. The transcript has a single exon. Bases 134 to 1576 code for a protein of 480 amino acids. NCBI's taxonomy places the organism in Eukaryota, Metazoa, Arthropoda, Insecta, Diptera, Drosophilidae. The record is from RefSeq and is a predicted model, not a curated record.